Molecule: messenger RNA, 3755 nt
Organism: Sorghum bicolor (sorghum)
Lineage: Eukaryota; Viridiplantae; Streptophyta; Magnoliopsida; Poales; Poaceae
Exons: 2
Coding region: 1562-3733 (723 amino acids)
Biological process (GO): DNA integration
Molecular function (GO): nucleic acid binding; zinc ion binding
Source: RefSeq, a predicted model, not a curated record
UCCCUAACUCUCUCUACCAUCUCUCCACCUCUCUUCCUCUAGUCCCCUCGUAGGUCGUAGUUUUUCUCCUUUCCUUCUCGAGAGAGUUCUCAUGAACUAAAAUUUGUGGUAUAUUAUGUGCGAUUUUGUUUGGGAAUGGAGGCCUUAACCUCCGGUUGUCCUCUGGACGCGAUCUAAGCUGAGCCUGUGCUAUUUUUAUUUUCACGAGUUACUGUUCAUCAUAUUUUCCCCUUCUUGAUUCGUGCUUGUUUUGAGUUUUUCUGUGAAGUUUGUUUGGUCAGAUUGAUGCUUUACCAAGUGAUAAACAAGAUCACCAAGUGAUUUGGGCUAAUUUCAUUCAUGCAUCAAGAUCCAAGCAGAUUUCAUUUUUGGGGGGUUUUUCUGGAGUUCUUGGACGUGAUCUGAUUUUCUCAGAUUCUGAGUUGAUUCUGAGCGAUGAUCUCAUAGAGUAUGCUCAUUAGUUUCAUGGAGAUUACCUGUGCAUAGUUUGGUAGCGAAUCAUCUUGAUUUGGUCUUGUUUACUCGAUCUGCUUUUUCUGUUCGUUGUGUCCAGCUUCCUGUUCGUGGCGCUUUUUGAGCUCUAGUUGAGCGUACUGGUGAGGGGACUGCUGGUCACCGGUGCGGACAGGCUCGGCGUCAAUUAGUUCUGGGUCGUUUCUGUUUCCUCUGAUUCGUUGUACCGAUUGAUUUUGGUCCUGACCUGUUGCCGUGUUGUUCAUCGUGGGAGAGCCAGGUUGCUUGUUCGUCGUGAAGGCCGAGCAGCAGGAGCAGUGCUCGUGCUUUCAGGCACCCUCGCCUGUUCUUGCUGUGUGGCAGAGCACUCCAGCACUGAAGCAGCAGCGGCUUGUCUGUGAUCCCAAGUGCCGGUUGCUUUCAUCAUUCUCUAUGUUGCAGCAUACAGGAAAUGGAUAGGCAGUAAAUUCAGCGACAGCUGCAAAUGUUGUUUGUGCUUUGAUUUUGUCUUCUGUGUUGCCUCUUUCUUCUACAGGAAACAACCAUUGCAUGCUAAUUUAUUUAGUUUAAGUCAUGUACAAGAGAUUGUCCGUAUUUCCUACGUGUGUGCUUGUAGGUAUUAAGUGCAGCAGCUAGUUCUUGUUUUUGUGCCUUCUCUGAUUGGUCUGUUGCUGCAGCUCAAAUCGUUGCUUGGUUGGAGUGUUGUUUAGGAUUUUCAGAAAGCAGAGCACCUUCUCUCAGUUUGGUCAAGGAGAACAAAGACACUCAAGUCCAGUUAACUGUUCAAUAUCUGUGUAGUCUGAAAUUUUUGGCCAGCCCCCCUCUUAUUUUCCGUUUAGCACGUAUUUUGGUCGUUCGAGCUUUGUUUUGUGUUCCGUUUGUUGCGUUAGCUUUCUACCGUUCCGAAUAAUUUCUCUAGAUACUCUCGUCACUAGUUGGCUUGAGUAUUUUAGUUUUGGAACGUGCUUGUGUGUGGCAGUGAUUUUGGGACAGCGGCUAAAUAUUUCGAAAGAAAUUUGAGGCUCCCAUUCACCCCCCUCUGGUCGCCGUUUUCGGUCCUUCAAUUGGUACCGGAGCCGGUUAAGGAUCAUUCCACCUUAAUCGGUCCAUGAUCCACGAAGGCGACAUGGAGCGUGGUUCCGGUAAACCACCGUUCUUCGAUGGAACAAAUUAUCCCUAUUGGAAAAUACGCAUGGUUGCCCAUCUCCAGGGGAUUGAUUGGCUAGUUUGGGAAAUUUGCAAGGAUGCUACUUUCGUUGUGCUUGAACCCCGUGCUCGAACCACGCAAGAUCAAAAAGAUCGUCACAACGCAAAUAGCAGAGCAAGAUAUGUUCUUUUCUCGAGUCUUUCACUUCCUGAGUUCGAGCGUGUCUCUGAUUGUGCUACUGCUCGAGAGAUCUGGGUGAGGCUUCAGAGCUAUCACGAGGGUACAGCCCAUGUCAAAACCAGACUCUAUGAGACGUACACGAGAGAGUACGAGAACUUCACUCAGCUUGAUGGCGAGUCCGUCGAUGCCAUGUUUUCUCGUUUUCAGACGAUCAUUAACAAGAUGCGAGCAAACAAGGCACAGCUACCUUAUGAUGAUCAUGAGAGGGCUCUCAAGCUUCUAUAUGCCCUAGAUCGGAAGGUAUGGGAUGUGAAGGUGUCUGCCAUCAUCGAGUCUUCAAACUACGACACCAUCACUGUGGACGAGCUGUUCAGCAAGCUCAAGUCCACCGAGAUCGACUACCAGACUCAAGCCAAGCUCAAGAAUCCCUCUGCACCGACUAUGGCUUUAGUCUCAGGUAACAGUUCAAGUUCUUUAGCUAACCCUUCACAGAUGUUGUUUGCCUUGUCUUCUUUGGUGUCUAUUUCAGAGGAGCAGUUGGAGACCCUUGGGGAUGACGAGCUGGCGUUGAUCAUCAGCCGGUUCUCGCGGUUCCACAGCAACCGCUUGAACCGCCGCCGGGGCGGUGAUCAAAAGGUGGGCUGCUACAACUGUGGAGAUCUCGACCACUUCGUCGCCCACUGCCCCAAGAAGAACAAGCACUCCUCCGACAAGUACGACUCCGGCAAGCGCAAGGACAAGAACGGCUACACCUCUAAGAAGCACAUGUCAAAGAAGGGCUUCGACAAGGAGGCGCACAAGAAGAUGUACCGCAAGAAAGCCAAGGCGCAAGAGCGUGCCUUCCUUGCUUCCCUCAGUGACCUCGACAACGACUCUAGCAAUGACUGCUCCUCUUCUCCCUCGAGUGACGAUGAGUCCGAGAGGAAGAUGGAGGAGAAGCUGACCGGUCUUUGCUUUGUCGCCGACUCCACUCAUGGAGGCUUCUGCACCAUGGCGAUUGAUGAAGAGGUGAAGGCUAGCAAGGAUGAGGUCUCCUUCGACGACGACACCUCCGAGCUCGGAGGCUUGGAGAACACAUGGCUUGUUGAAUCUGGUUGUUCGCGCCACAUGACCGGAAGUUCAAAAUGGUUCUCCAGCCUCGACCCCGUGCAAUGUAAGGAGUACAUCACAUUUGGGGACAAUAGCAAAGGUAAGGUGCUUUCUCGUGGGACCAUUCGGGUCAAUGAGAGUUUUGUCUUGAAGGAUGUUGCUUUGGUUUCAAAUUUGCAUUUCAAUUUGCUUUCGGUUUUGCAACUCCUUCAGGAUGGUUUUGAGGUGCGCUUUAAGACUGGCUUGUCUCGAGUUCUUGAUUCUCAGGGAAAUCUUGUUUGUCAGAUUGUCCCUUUUGGUCGUGUCUUUCGAGCUAAUUUUUCUCACUCUUUUGGCUCUUAUCGUUGUCUUGUGGCUGGAUCCUCUUCUGAUCUUUGGAAGUGGCAUAAGAGACUUGGUCAUUUGAGCUUUGACUUACUAGCUAGGUUGAGCUCACUUGACUUAAUCCGAGGAUUGCCCAAAUUGAAAUUUGAGAAGGAUUUGGUUUGUCACCCUUGUCGUCAUGGGAAGAUGGUUGCUGCUUCUCAUCCUCUCGUGACUCAGGUCAUGACCAAGGGACCCGAUGAGCUACUUCAUAUGGACACAGUUGGUUCGGCUCGGGUUCGGUCAAAGGGAGGGAAGUGGUAUGUUCUAGUGAUUGUGGAUGACUUUUCUCGCUACUCUUGGGUGUUUUUCAUGGAGGGUAAGGAUGAGGCUUUUUCUCAUGUUCGAGAUUUGAUUCUUCGGUUACAAACUGAGUUGCCUAAGAAUGCCAUGAGAGAUAUACGUAGUGACAAUGGCACAGAAUUCAAAAACACUCAAUUUGAUACCUUCUGUGCUUCUUUGGGUCUUGAGCACCAGUUUUCCUCUCCUUAUGUCCCCUAGCAAAAUGGUGUUGUUGAGCGCA